This is a messenger RNA of Phyllotreta striolata, 2009 nucleotides long. NCBI's taxonomy places the organism in Eukaryota, Metazoa, Arthropoda, Insecta, Coleoptera, Chrysomelidae. The record is from the annotation of a GenBank genome assembly.
UUAUUAAAUAACAGGAACCUAAAAAUAUAAUUGAAUUAACAAAUAUGUUUAAUGGAGUAUUUUCAGAAAAAAUAAUAAAGCAAGAGAAAACCGAUGUACCACAAGAAUUAAAGUCAUCUUCAGAAUCUUGUGUGAACUUUAAUGUAAAAUUAGAGAAUACUGAUAAUAAUUCUGUUGAAGAUUUACCCGAAAACGUUGAGAUAAAAUCGGAGUCUUUAACUGACGAUACUAAUCAUCUAGAGCCCUUAAAUAUAUCACCUAAAGAAUUAAAUAAUAUAAGUAAAGAAUUAUCCAAAGACUGUCCAUUCGAAAAUGAAACUACUGUUUAUAAGUGCCCAAUGUGCAACAAGGUCUUCAAGAAAUUACAAGAACACAGGGAGCACAAAAAAACCCACUACAUCGAAAAACGAACGUGUAAAAUCUGCAAAAGAGUAAUGCAAAAUUACGGCAAACUGCAGGAACACAUGAACAAACACUUGGGCUUGAAACCCUUCUCGUGCGACGAAUGCGACAAAUCCUUCAUAUCCGUACACUACCUGAAGUUGCACAAGAAAUGCCACAAUCCCGAUGCGACUUUCAAGUGCCCCCUUUGCCCUAAAUCCUUCAGAACCACCAGCUCGCUGCGGUGUCACCAAAACGUCCACGCCGAGAAAGUGGAAGAUUACCGAUGCAAGGUUUGCAGUGAGCAAUGCAACGAUGCCGCUACGUACAAAACGCAUAUAUUAGAACACGGAAAAAAGGCCGAGAUUCAAUGUAGCUUAUGCAAGAAAGCUUUCUACACCGAUAGAGGAUUGGAAGCCCAUCUGAGCAGGCACCGAGAGCUCAAUUUCCCUUGCGAAUAUUGCGGUAAAAUAUACCCCACCAUGUACAAAAUCAACCGGCAUAUUAAACGUGCUCAUGUUGCGAAUAAAUGCGAAGAAUGCGAUGAGAUUUUUUACGACAGAAGUCUGUACACGAAACACAAGAAACAGCACUCCGUGGAGAAGCCUCAGGAAUGCCAAUACUGCCAAAAGGUGUUCGAGAAAGCCAAAAACCUAAGCGAACACAUUCGACUGCAGCACAAACAGGACAAAGAGGCGCAAAAGUGCCACGUGUGCGGCAAAGAAUUCAUUAACGGCGCUUUGUUGAAGAACCACGUCAAAACGCACGAUAAAAACUUCCAGUGCACCCAUUGUGAUCGAGUCUUUUCCUCGAGGUCUAACUUGGAGGUGCACUUCGUCACCCAUUCGGGCGCUAAGAAGUACAAAUGCGACCUUUGCGGUAAACAUUUAUGUUCGAAAGUCAGCCUGAAAAAUCACAUGGCCUCGCACUCGGACGAGAGACAGUACAAAUGCGACGUGUGCGAGAAAACGUUCAAGACCAACCGGAGAUUGUAUGUUCACAAAAUGUGCCACGCCACCGAGGAGAAGUACCAAUGCGAGAUUUGCCUGCAAAAAUUCAGGGUGAAGCAGUAUUUGAAGUUCCACAUGAACAAGCACUCGAAAGUGAAGCCGUUCGAGUGCGACGUGUGCAGGAAGAAAUUCAAGCAUAAGAAAUCGAGGGACAAGCACGUCAGAUCGGGCAAACAUAAAUUGGUGACUGACGAUGAGCACGAUUGCGAUUUUUGCGACGAAACGUUCGCCAGCAGGAAAAUGUUGCUCGAGCAUUUCGAAGGGGUACAUCACAAGGAGAACGUUAUUAAUAGUUUAGACGAUUGUCGAGAUGAGGAUGCCGUAAUGGAAGAAGUACCUGUUUAAUAAAGAGGUUUAGUAACGAUCCAAUUCCAACGUAGAAUGUGCAAAGUCAAUAACAUUUUAAUGUUGCAAUUAGUUUAUACGGAAAUCGAGAUUUUGAUUGGCGAUAGCUUUAAUUAGAUGAGAAUCUUCCGUUUUAAAGAAGUCUUAAAUUACGAUCAGUAUUAAACAUUUUUCAUGUUAGAAUAAGGUUGUGUUGAAGUUUUAAAUAAAUGUUUCUUUUUUGUUGAAAUUUACCAGGCAAUUUUGAAGUGAAAAUUCGAAGUUUCAACGUUC